UUUUUGGUCCGACAGACCACUGGUUCAUAUCACACCCCGUGAUACCGUCGACACUGGAGAACACGAAGGAAGUUUUAAUUAUUCAGUUAAUGGGGAUAGUUUUAAUGGACAUAUAAAUUUGUAUAAUUGCAAUUAUCCAUUCACGUGAAUCAAUUGUGACGGCAAAUGUUAAUUGUUUUAGAGUGCUCCCCUAAGGUUGCUCAAAAGACCUUUCUUGUGGUUAAGAUCUACUGAUUUUAGAUCAAAAAUAGUCGUGAACUGAUUUUACUGCAAAAGUGACUGAAAAUAUGCAAAUUCUAUUUUAGGCCUUUGUUCUAGUUCUUCCUCAGUGAAAGAUUUUCAAACUAAAAUUGAGUGAUACGGGUCCGUAAAUUUUUCAACCUUACCGAUACAGCCCUAUACCAGUUAUAGGGCUAGUCUGUUGUGAUAGAACCCUAAAACUAAAGUUGUUUGGUUGAUAUAGAUUUUGGGCCAGAAGUGCAAUAGAAAACUGAUAUAGGGAAGAGAAAAUUGAAUUGAUAAUCAGACAUUUGAGGCCUCAAACUGUAUCUACCGCCGGAUAUAUCGGCGCACUUGGAGAAUUCGCUGGGAACGUCUUCGCCACGGCAGAGCUUCUUCGCCGGCAGCAAGUUGGAUUUCAAAAAUAACUGCCUGGCGGCCGGAAACGCUGGCGUCCCUGGUGGUGGUGGAUCAUCUGCGGCCACAGCAUCCAACCUCGGACUAAGCCCCUCUAGUCCAGACUCUCAGCAAUUUAAUAUCUUCCCGGCUAUCUUCAGUCGCCAACUAAAUUUCUCGACGGGUGCGUGUGGACAGGGCAAGCUCAUGGAUGACCUACGGCCAAAUCUCGUGGGUGGGCUUCUGGGGCUGCAGCAGGGUCUCCUGGAGGAUCAUGCACUAGCCCAUGGGAACCUCCAGCAUGGUGGUCAGGAGUCCAAAUUCAUGGCACUCCAGGACAACAGACUUAUGGGUAUAUCCUCGCAUGAGAACCGUUUAUUGGGCCUCACGCAGGAUACACGUUCAGCGUCGGCGGCAUCAGCCGGCGACAAUAAGGCACCUGUCCAACGGAAAUGCAGCAGCACCCCAGAGGACUUCAAUGCCCUUUAUGGUGGUCUGCCAGCAUCUGGUCUCGCAGAAGCUCCAUCCCAUCAUCACACCCCGACGCACACACCACCCACAAGAUUGUCCGACCACACCGUCACAGCUGAAGGUGCAUUUAAGAAAUUAAAACCUGAACCAAAUUCUGGACUCUCAUCGGUUUCCGGCAGUGUAUCAUCACCAGGAAGUGGAGUGUCAUCGUUGCCUCAGCAUGCCGGACACACACCGACCACGGCCUCGUGUCCGACGCCGGCGAGGAGACGGCAUCGGACGACUUUUACACAGGAGCAACUGGCUGAACUUGAAGCAGCUUUUGCCAAGUCCCACUAUCCCGACAUCUACUGCAGGGAAGAAUUAGCGAGAACAACAAAACUGAACGAAGCUAGAAUACAGGUGUGGUUCCAAAAUAGACGGGCAAAGUAUCGGAAGCAGGAGAAGCAGCUUCAAAAGGCGCUCGCACCAUCAGUCAUACCGUCGUGCAAUGGAAUGAUGAGGAACAUUCAGGGCUACAGUGUUUCCCGAGGAUAUCAACCGUACCCCCAUCCGAACUCAAUAAAUAGAUACCCACAAGAUCUCUUUCAAAUGGGCGCCACUUCAUAUCCUGGAAUGACUCAACCAUUCUCCAUGACACAUAGCACAAAUAUGGGAUCGGUUAACGUUCGGCAAGACACAAUGGGAAUGUCUGCUGAAGACGAAUGGUACAAUAAAAGUUUAUCAGCUCUACGAAUGAACAGCUCUCAUCAUCCAAAUCUUUCGGCUCCGAUGCUGCAAUAUCAGACAUAAUCAAAAUUCACCAACAUCUGAAUAAUUAUUAACUUAAUUUACGAGAAAGUAUUCUUCUUUUCAUGACUCUUCAUUUAAUCCAAAAUCCAAUAAAAUCUUUUUGUUUUCGCAAAAAAACAUAAUACAAAAUUUUACAAUACUCAGAAUAAAAUCUACCUUUAAAGAUUUUGUUUGUUGUAGAAGAAUGGUCAUGAAAUAAAGAAAAUGCUAAAUACUUGUAUAUAAAAUCAAUAAUAAUAUUAAAACAUGGACAUACGAAUUUAAGAAAACAAAAAAAAAUCUAAAUAACAAAUUACAAUAUUUUGCAUUUUGUCCAAAAUUUUACAAAUGAAAAAAAAAGAGAAAAAGCGCUAUAUCUUAUUGUGAGAUGAAAUUAAAAUGGCAAAGUGGUCGGCAUUCAUCACGUAUAUAGCAUGUAUCUUCUUUGACUCCAAAAAAAAAAAAAGAAAACUUGGUAAUUGAAUUCUUUUUAUUUGGAAAUCUCCCAUUGUAUUUGAGUUACAACCCAAGAACGUACAACGAAAUUAAUUUUCUCUCGUACUGGAAUAUUUGCAUGGUAAUGAGUUGGAAGGGGAUAGCGAUAGAGGGAUGAUUGGUGAAUUUUCUGAAACAACAGACAUAUAACAAUUAACAUUAUUUUAUUUUACAAUUCUAAUAUUUUUAGUCUAAAUAACUAAUAUGCGAGCAAAAAUGAUAAGAGACAAAUGGUCAGUAUGUUAUUCAAUUUUAUCUGAAAAGUUUGUGGCACAACUUUUAGAUCUGGCAAAUUUAAUGAAAUCAAAAUUCACAUCCUUUUCUUUCUCAAAUGUUUGGCAUACGUCUACCAUACUCUUUCUUACCCUUCUUCUUCUUUUGAAUAUCACAACAAAAUCAAUUUAUUUCACUUCAAUUUUGAAUGCGAAAUAGUAGGAAUAAGACAGGGUGCGAAUUUAGAUUUCAUGAAAUUUUCUUGAUCCAAAAGGAAUUCCGGAAUC
Messenger RNA from Phlebotomus papatasi, 2852 nucleotides. Its product is annotated as homeobox protein unc-42. NCBI's taxonomy places the organism in Eukaryota, Metazoa, Arthropoda, Insecta, Diptera, Psychodidae. Bases 823 to 1878 code for a protein of 351 amino acids. The record is from RefSeq and is a predicted model, not a curated record. Gene Ontology annotation, molecular function: RNA polymerase II transcription regulatory region sequence-specific DNA binding; DNA-binding transcription factor activity, RNA polymerase II-specific. Gene Ontology annotation, biological process: regulation of transcription by RNA polymerase II. The transcript is spliced from 6 exons.